AUGCUUGAUUAUACUCCAAAAUUACAUUUAUACGAAAACAAGUUAGUAACUUUACCUGAAGGUCUGUUUUCUAGCAACACAAAACUUGAAACAUUAGAUUUAGAGAAUAACGCGUUGGUAACUUUACCAGAAGGUCUGUUUUCUAACAACACUAAACUUGAAAGAUUAUAUUUAGGCCAGAACAAGUUAAUAACUUUACCAGAAGGUCUUUUUUCUAGCAACACAAAACUUGAAAGAUUAUAUUUAUACGAAAACAAGUUAGUAACUUUACCUGAAGGUUUGUUUUCUAGCAACACAAAACUUGAAAGAUUACAUUUAUACGAAAACAAGUUAGUAACUUUACCUGAAGGUCUGUUUUCUAGCAACACAAAACUUGAAACAAUAGAUUUAGAGAAUAACGCGUUGGUAACUUUACCAGAAGGUCUGUUUUCUAACAACACUAAACUUGAAAGAUUAUUUUUAAGGCAUAACAAGUUAGUAACUUUACCAGAAGAUGUGUUUCUGUUCAACAUGAAUCCUAUAGAAUUUUAA
Messenger RNA from Mytilus californianus (California mussel), 531 nucleotides. Its product is annotated as carboxypeptidase N subunit 2-like. The record is from RefSeq and is a predicted model, not a curated record. Gene Ontology annotation, molecular function: protein binding. Lineage: Eukaryota; Metazoa; Mollusca; Bivalvia; Mytilida; Mytilidae. Gene Ontology annotation, cellular component: extracellular matrix. Bases 1 to 531 code for a protein of 176 amino acids. The transcript is spliced from 8 exons.